AUGCCGGGCCCUGCCAACAAAAAGCAGAAGCGACAAGACUACCGCCUAGCUCAGAAGGAAGAUGGUAUUACUAAUCUGCCCAAGAAGAAGUUUUAUCGUCAACGAGCACAUGCGAAUCCUUUCUCCGAUCACAGGCUGACAUAUCCAACUAGUCCAGAACAUAUGGACUGGUCAACAUUAUUUCCUGCAUUCAUCCCAAAUGGGCCAUCAGAACCAGCUACUGAGAUACAUGAAGAAAGCGUGGAAACGACAGUGAAGUCACUGCCAAAGAAGCUCACACAAGACAUCGAGGUCGUGGACAUAGGCUGUGGCUUUGGAGGUUUGCUUGUGGCUUUGUCGCCCGUGAUGCCAGAUACACUACUUCUCGGUAUGGAGAUCCGAUCGCAAGUGGCAGAGUUUGUGCAAGACCGAAUCAAGGCCCUCCGCCUGCAGGAGUCCAAGCAGAAGCAGUACCAGAAUAUUGGCUGUCUGCGUGCGAACACGAUGAAAUUCCUGCCAAAUUUCUUCCGUAAGAGCCAAUUAUCCAAGAUUUUCAUCUGCUUCCCGGAUCCGCAUUUCAAGCAACGGAAGCAUAAGGCUAGGAUCGUAUCUACGACGUUAGGCUCUGAGUAUGCGUAUGUUCUGAAGCUAGGCGGGAUUGCGUAUACGAUCACGGAUGUGGAGGAUUUGCAUAAGUGGAUGGUCUCACAUUUUGACGCACACCCGUCGUUUGAGAGGAUUGGGGAAGAAGAACAGGAGGCUGAUCCAUGUGUGAAGGUUAUGAGAACUGAGACUGAGGAAGGGAAGAAGGUGGAGAGGAAUAAGGGGCCGAAAUUCGUUGCUUUGUUCCGACGGGUGGAAGACCCGUCCUGGAGUAUGGCCCUUAAGGGGAGAGAUAUCAGUCUCGCUGGCGUAGCCUGCUUCAUUGCAUGGGGUUAUGCUACAAGCUGGUUUCCUGCUAUUCGAUGGAUUGGAUACGCCUUCGUCAGCGGCGCAAUUGUAACCAUUCUAGCUGGUUUACUACUACUUCUAACUUCUCGCGGCUCGGCCUAUACUCAACAACAUAGAUCUUCAAGGCCCAAUGCAGUCAGCUUCUCAAGUCCUGAAUCCUGGUAUAAAGAAGCUACCGCCCUUCGAAUUCAACAAACCUAUACCAAGACUCCGUUAUAUGCCGAAUCUCACGAUAUAUCCCGCGCUUUAGACGAUUUACUCGAGCUGAUCGUACGAGACUUUGUCAAGUCCUGGUAUUCACAUAUAAGCAAAAACCCGGUGUUCGCGAACGAGGUGGACAAGACUAUAAGACAUGCGCUGGGCAAAAUUCGUGACCGUCUAUUCCAAACCGAUCUGGUCGAAGUAGUAACGAGUAGAAUCGUCCCAAUAUUAACAGCUCAUUUUCGCGAUUUCUAUGACGCCGAGAGAGCGGUGCGCGGCCGCAAACUGAAUCGUGAUGUCACGGAAUCCGAGGAGCUGGACUUGGCUAUCGCCGCCAAAUAUAGGGAGGGAAAGCUACACCCUGCUGCCUCUCUAGCUUACUCGGAUACGAAACUGGUACAGCUAGACCACCUGCGGCAUGUUGUCGCCAAGCUCCUCCCAAGCGUACUUCCUAGCAGUUUGCUGGAUAGCCGCUCUGUGUUUAGCAUCAUCCGCGAGAUCGUUGCUUGCGCUGUCCUAUUCCCUACCUUACAGCGGCUUUCUGAACCCGAUACUUGGAACCAAAUGAUGGAAAACUAUGGACGGAGUAUGUUGCAAGACAGGUCAACAGUCCGUAAGCUUCGCGCAGCCUUGGAUGCGCAUGCUUCCCCGGCCCCCAAAAGCUCGAAGCCGGUGGCAUUCCCGCGACUCGGUCCAGGGGAUAGCGAACGACGGUUCGAAAAGUUUAUCCGUACGAUUCGUAAACUCAACAACCUGUCUGACGCGAGACGAUUUCGAAGCGAAGUGGCAAGUCAGUUAAAGAAGGAUUCCCAGCAAUCAGGACUGGAUGCAAUUUAUAUUCGUCGCUUAGAGAUGGGUAAGCGACUUCUUGACCAGAGAGUCCAGCAAUUGGCCGCCGGUGGUGACGGACGACAUGUCCCAUUAGCCCCCAAUCAGUCACCAAGUAAUGAAACCUCAAGGCUUGAGAAUGCAUCAUUGGUCGAGUUACUACGCGAUACGUCGGGCCUUUCUUACUUUAUGGAGUUCAUGGAUAGACAGGGCUUGAUGCCCCUCGUGCAGUUCUGGUUAGUUGUAGAUGGUCUACGAAAUCCAUUAGAAGACGACGGACUUGAUGAUGAGCAUGUACCCUCAAAUCUAAGCCCAUGGUCCGAAUCUGACCGCACCGAUAUCGCCCAAAUCGAUCAGGCAUACCUGUCUAAGUCGGAGCUCAAGGUUCCAACGAAUUCUCGAAGAGUUAUUCGGGACUUUUUAAAUUCAGGGGCGGCAGCUACACCAGCACAAUAUUACAAGGCACGCCGUGCCGUGCUCCGAACCCAAAGUGCUGUGCUUGAGGAUAUGCAAUCCAGGUACCUUGAUGCAUUCAAGAAAUCUGACUUAUUCUAUAAGGCUCUAGCUUCCGAAGAAGCAUCAAAGAAUAGCUCUUCGGCCUAUCAGUCCCAGGCUGGACCAGCCACUAACCCACCGCCGCUUCGCGCAUCUCAGUCGUAUGGAUUGAAACCCACUCCAAUGGCAAAGCUCAACCCAAGGUUGAAUACAUCUAACGGCUAUGUAAGACGGGGUUUGUCUACCACCGAUCUCCAUGCAGCUAGCACAAAUUCCAACCAUGGCUCAGAGCAAUUGUUAGGCCAGCGGCGGUCGCUGGAUGAGAACGCGUCUUCGCCACUGUUCGAUGAUGAUGAUCUAGAGCAUGAUCCAAUGGCAGAUUCUGUCAUUAGUCUCGACCAAGAACCCUCGAGACCUGUGCCGGACACCCAGGUUGUCCAAGCGGUGGAAGAGGCGCUCAACAAUAUUAUGGAAGACGAGCGACCGCAAACAGCAGAAGAUCUUCGGGAAUCGUUGUUUGGGAAUGAGGACGGAGCUUCAAGCAUAUUCUCGGCCCAGGACAAUCGUUCUGCCAGGGGUUCAAUGGACCAACAACGUCCAACGCAGUCUGGGUCUGGGAAGGAGGUCGAAAAGCCUAGUCUGGCAUCCCUCGGCCUCGUUAGUGCAGCAUCGAGGAUUGGCGUGUUCGUGGAUGACGAUCUCUUCGGCGAUGAAGAUAAGUUCUUAUCGGAUGAACAAGAAGAUCGCAAUCAGGAUGAAGUUGGCGACACUGAAGACGAAGUGCAUGAAGCGGCACCUGGCGACCUGGGUCUUGCAGAGGCUAUCACAGUUUUGACAAAUCAUAUUGAACGACUUGCCGCCCAAGAGGCUGUUAUAGAGUCACUGACGAAGAAGGCCGAGUUGACUAACAACACUGCGGAAUUGCGCAUUUUACGAAAGUCGAGAGCAAGCCUGCAAAGGGAACUUAGGCGAAAGGAGCUACAGAGGCAGCAGUAUGUAAUUCAGGAGAGCGACAAUAGUCUCUACGGGCGCGCAUCAAUCAAGAUCAAGGCUAUCCAAGUUGGGCGAGAGGAAGAUGGCAAAGAAUUUGCGCUGUACGUUAUAGAGGUACAGAGGGAUGCAGGUGAGAAGAUGCCGGCAGCCACUUGGAUCGUGACGCGACGAUAUAGCGAGUUCCACGACCUUCAUCAGAAACUGCGGAAUAGAUACCCGUCGGUACGAAAUCUUGACUUUCCCCGACGGAGGAUGGUCAUGAAACUUCAAAGCGACUUUCUUCGCAAACGACGUGAUGCCUUGGAACGCUACCUCAGCGAGCUACUUCUCGUCCCAGACGUGUGUCGUAGCAGGGAUCUACGAGCUUUCUUAUCGCAAAGCGUAAUUACUCCAGGGGAGGACCUGUUGAGUCGUGAAGACAAGAAGGACAUGAUUACCCGACUGUACGAUUCGGUGGCCGACGGCAUGGAGGAUAUCCUGGGGAACAUCCCUGUACUAGACCAGCUUUCGGUGGCAGGGCAGAAUCUAAUCGCGGCGGCAACAAGUCAGAUGAGCACGAUACCACUCGGUGUCAACGAGGAUGCUAUAACGAAUGCCGAAGCUGAGGCUGAAUUGAAUGCGUUUGAAAACAAGGAGCUUGAGCCUUUUAUCAAGCCGAUUUGCGAUAUCUUCCUGGAGGUGUUCGGGCUCAACCGGGGCAAUAACUGGCUCCGUGGUCGAGCUGUAGUUGUAGUGCUACACCAGAUGCUGGGAGGCACUAUCGAACGAAAAGUACGAGAUAAUUUCAAAGUACUAUUCCAAGAAGAAGCAAUUGUCAAGUAUAUUGACCUUUUGAGAAACACGCUGUGGCCGGAUGGACAGUUUAAUAGAAACAAGCAACCUAGGUCAACAUCGGAAAAGGCAAAAACUCGCAGAGAGGCAAGCUUGAUGUUAGCUACCCUUGUUCCGGACUUGGCUGGGAACGUGGUUGGACGACUAAAUGCACAAGCGGCGAGUCGCAGGAUUUUUGCCACACUCAAUAACUCGAGGUUGAAGUACUACCGUUGCCCGGUCUGUGCGGGGAUCUUGAAAAAGCAAAAUCCCUACAUACGGACUACCAAGGCCGAUGUUGAAGCUCACUUUGCGACCCAUGGCACUGGCGAAAUUACCGAGGUCAAGCUGAUGAAUGGAUUCGGCUUCAUCGAAUAUAAGGACCCUAUGGACGCGCGCGAUGUUGUUCCAGAUGGAUCUGACUUCAUGGGCGAACGCUUGACUGUGCAAUUCGCCCGAGGUUCUCGCCACCGCGAAGGCUUCGGAGGACACGAGCGCAGCGCUCCGCGCCCUCGUCGCACUCCCCAUCGCAUGCAAAUUACUGGACUUCCCAAUGAUACCAGCUGGCAGGACCUCAAAGACUUCGCUCGACAGUCCAGUUUGGAUGUCGUCUAUUCAGAGACAGGCCGCGACGGCAAUGGCCGUGGCUUUGUCGAAUUUGAAAAUGCAGCUGAUCUGAAGAGUGCCGUCGAGAAGCUUGACGGCCGCGAAUUCAAAGGGCAACGAGUCAACUGCAUCGCCGACACUCAACCAGACUUCCCGGCCCGCGACCGUGGUCGUUCUCGUUCACCUGUAGGUCGUCGACCAUAUGGUCCACCCGGCGAGGGUUAUGACCGACGCGGCCCGCCUCGUGGCUAUAGCCCUCGUGGUUAUCGCGAAGAUUACCGCGACAGAAGCGUUCCGCGUCGUGACUACUACGAUGACCGUCGCUACAGAUCCCCGCCGCGCCGUGGGCCCAUUGACGAUUACCCACCUCCUCGUGGACGUUAUGAGGACCCCUAUCGACGCGACUAUGGUCCUCCUCCGGACCCAUAUGUCAAUGGUCGUACAUACGACCGACCUCCACGAGAUUUCCCUCCACGGGAUGGAGCAUAUGGAGCUCGUGAGGGUGGUGGUUACCCUCGGGAAGACUACCGUCGAGGCGGCGGUUACUGGUAA
Hypoxylon fragiforme is the source of this 5415-nucleotide messenger RNA. Its product is annotated as PXA domain-containing protein. The record is from RefSeq and is a predicted model, not a curated record. The coding region runs from base 1 to 5415 and encodes 1804 amino acids. Gene Ontology annotation, cellular component: intracellular membrane-bounded organelle. NCBI's taxonomy places the organism in Eukaryota, Fungi, Ascomycota, Sordariomycetes, Xylariales, Hypoxylaceae. The transcript is spliced from 9 exons. Gene Ontology annotation, biological process: tRNA modification. Gene Ontology annotation, molecular function: tRNA (guanine(46)-N7)-methyltransferase activity; phosphatidylinositol binding; RNA binding.